Messenger RNA from Colletotrichum phormii, 1149 nucleotides. RefSeq names its product peptidase S8/S53 domain-containing protein. Gene Ontology annotation, biological process: proteolysis. Gene Ontology annotation, molecular function: serine-type endopeptidase activity. NCBI's taxonomy places the organism in Eukaryota, Fungi, Ascomycota, Sordariomycetes, Glomerellales, Glomerellaceae. The coding region runs from base 1 to 1149 and encodes 382 amino acids. The transcript is spliced from 6 exons. The record is from RefSeq and is a predicted model, not a curated record.
AUGAGGUUGAACUACUCUUUCGCUCUGCUCUGGGGAGGAUUGUCAUCCAUCUUGGGAUACCCAUUUGAUGCUAUACAGAAUGCCAUACCGAACCGAUACAUUAUUAGUUUGAAAGCCGGAGUCAGUGGAGAGGCCUUUUUAGGGCAUAUCAAAUGGGUACAGGAUGUGCAUCGUAGACGGGGUUUGAUGCGGCGAGACAUCUUGGGCGUUGAGAGAACCUUUGAUAUUGGCGCGUUCCAUGCCUAUGCUGGCUCAUUCGACGAGGAAACCCUGUUGGAAAUCAAGGCUCACGAUGCAGUCGAGCUUGUUGAACCUGACACACCGGUAUUCCCGUUCGAACCUGCUCCCUUCAGUACUAAUGCAAGCCUGCGCAAUGGAUUCGAGUACAGGUAUGACGAGAAUGGAGGGCUAGGAACAUUGGCGUACGCGGUUGAUACAGGAGUCUGGGUGGACAACCCGGAUUUUGAAGGUCGCGCCGAGCUUGGUUACUACAGCAGUGGUAUUGGUACUCAUGUUGCUGGAACGAUCGCUUCCAAGACAUGGGGCGUUUCAAAAAAGGCGCAGAUCAUUGGUGAAGGUGAUCGCACCAAAUCAGAGCAGGGCGUCAUGUCAGACUUCAUGGAAGGCUUUUCAUGGGCAGUCAAUAAUAUUACAGAAACUCCUGGCCGCGCGGCAGUUUCCGUCAUCAAUAUGAGCCUAGGUGACCCUACCAACUAUGCGUUCAAUAAUUUAGUUCACGCAGCAUCCGAGCAAGGCAUUCUGUCCGUCGUCGCAGCUGGUAAUGCAGCUGUUGACGUAAGCCGAGUAUCGCCAGCUGGAACUGCAAGAGCAAUCACCGUGGCAGUCAGCGCUGUCAACAACACUGUUUGGGGGUUUAGCAAUUUUGGAUCUGGAGUCGACUUGUAUGCGCCAGGGGUAGAUGUGUACUCAUUGUCUCUUGAAGCGGGGAAAGAUGUUGCCUUGAGUGGGACUUCUAUGGCAUCACCACACGUUGCUGGGCUAGCUUUAUAUCUGAAAAGUGUCGAGCCAGGCCUGGAAACGGUGGAUGCCAUCACAGCUAGGAUUUUGGAAUUGUGUAAGCGCGAUGUCAUCCAAGGAGUUCCGGGAAGUACUCCGAACUUCUUGGCAUAUAACGGUGUCGGUGUUUAG